AUGUGCCUGCUGGCCCUAGUCGUCUGCCCUCCAGGGCCGCCACCCUGUGCUCGCUGCUGCUGUAGCCAUCCGUCCAUCCGCCGUCCACCUGCCUGUUCGCCUCCACUGCCCGAGGAUUCUGGGCCAUGCCAUUUUGGCCAUCGUUGUCCAGCCACUGCUGCCUGGAGGGAUUCACCAGACCACUUUCAUCACCUGCCAGAGGGGCUGCCGCCUCCUCACACUAAUGGCUCCUUCACCGCAGCCGCCGUCCUUCACUGCUGCCAUCGUUUCUCGUUUCCUGCCACCACCACCAUCGCCACCGUCACUGUCAUCUCCAUUGCUGUCUUCACCUCCCUCUCGUAUGCUGCCAACAUGGCCUACCCCACCAACUCUCUCAUUUUCACCUCCCCCUCAGCUGUUCCAACCACCGUCACAUGGAACUCAUCUGCCACCCCCAUCCCCGUCCUUCCUUCCCUCCCAGUCCACCCCACUCUUGCGGCGUUUUCGGCUGUAACUACCCCCAACUCUCCCUCCCCUGUCGCUGUCGCCCCAUCACCAUCUGCAGACUUACCACCUCUCCCUGCACCACCUUCAACAGGCUCCAAUCCAGCAAGGAUUUCGGCUCGCCGCUUCACGGUCUCUGUGCCACCUACACUCCCACCCUCUGCGUCAUCUGCCCCUCAGGGAGACCUGUCCCCCGCCAUCUCCCCCUGCAAGCCAUCCACCAGCCCCCUCUCCGCCCUGUCCUGUCCAUGA
This is a messenger RNA of Schistocerca americana (American grasshopper), 735 nucleotides long. Its product is annotated as vegetative cell wall protein gp1-like. The transcript has a single exon. Bases 1 to 735 code for a protein of 244 amino acids. NCBI's taxonomy places the organism in Eukaryota, Metazoa, Arthropoda, Insecta, Orthoptera, Acrididae. The record is from RefSeq and is a predicted model, not a curated record.